Harmonia axyridis is the source of this 2159-nucleotide messenger RNA. Its product is annotated as transcription factor Sp4-like. Gene Ontology annotation, biological process: regulation of transcription by RNA polymerase II. Gene Ontology annotation, molecular function: RNA polymerase II cis-regulatory region sequence-specific DNA binding; DNA-binding transcription factor activity, RNA polymerase II-specific. Bases 322 to 2100 code for a protein of 592 amino acids. The transcript is spliced from 8 exons. Lineage: Eukaryota; Metazoa; Arthropoda; Insecta; Coleoptera; Coccinellidae. The record is from RefSeq and is a predicted model, not a curated record.
CAAGCCAGUCCCAUAAUGGCGUGGUCUGUGACAACGUACGUCCUGCUACACAACUUGUAGACCAAAAUUAACUGUAGUUGGGAGUCUUUGAUCGGUCUUUCACGCCCAAUUGUGUAUUUUUCAAUUAGAAUACAAACUAAUUAACCGAAAACGAUUACUCUCACAGUGAAAAAAACAGCGCAAAGGGAGAGAAUAGUGUAUUUUGCCUUAUCGAUUUUUGAGUGACGAUUGCCGUGAACGACAAUAUAGGUGCAUUCCUUUCGCUUGGAUUAUGUGUAGUGCUGAGAAAUUUUGCAAUGGUAUCUGGGUGUGCAGAUAAUAAUGAUCACGGUUGCAUCACCAAAUAAGACAGAGUACGUCCAAAAUUCAACACAGGAGACACAACCAACACCUUCACCGCUUGCUCUUUUAGCUGCGACUUGCAGCAGAAUAGGCCCAACUUCCAAAGAAGUCCAUCCCUCUGUUAUAAUGACCAGUACACCGACUCCUGUCAAAAGCGUGUCCGUAGGCAGCCCCCAAGUUGUCAGUGUGCCGGUAAGCAUCCCCCAGCAGUUCUCGCAGCAUCUUCUGCAGCAGCAAGGAGCUCAGAUUGUGACGGCAGGAGGCCAGAACAUCGCCUACAAUGUCAUGCCACAAAUGCAAACUGUUACAGUAGACGGACAAGAAGCCCUAUUUAUCCCUACAAUGUCUCUAGCAGGCCAACAACCGCAGCAGUUGUUCAGUCCUGGCCAAAUUAUUCGGGCACCCGGGGUAAUGCCAAACAUCCAGAACUUGCAAACGGUUCAGCUAUCUAACGGUCAGAGUGUCGCUGUGCGGCCUUCACUUCAGCAGGUUGUUCAGUUUCCCAUGCAACAGACCAUACCGAUACAGGUACCUAUAUCAACCCAAAAUGGGCAGACCAUCUAUCAGACCAUCCAUUUUCCCGUGCAACUAACCACGGCCGCUGCGCUACCGAACAUCAUACAAGCCCAGCAGAUUGUACCGCAACUUGCCAAUAUAAUAACGCCGAAUGGCCAGCUGCAGCAAGUUCAAAUCGCUACUUCAGUACAACAGCAAACCCCCACUUCUGUCUCUAACGCCAAUGUCCAAUCAGAAGCAACUGCUCAACCUAUGACCUUCACCGGGACCAACGGCCAACAAUUUACUGUGAUACCUACAUCUAAUCUUCAAGCAAUGGGAAGAACCAAUAUAGGGAACAUCAUUCAAGUUCCAAAUAUUCAAACUAUACCUACUGUACAGAAUAUACCAGGUUUAGGAAACGUCCAAGUGAUAACCCAAGCACCACAAAUUGCUGUGGGUCAACACAUCCAACAAGAUCCCAACGAUCCAAGCAAAUGGCAAGUGAUAUCAAACGUUCCCGCGGCAAACACUCAACAAACAACGCAACCCACAAACCUUUCUUCUGGGGUUGUUGUAACAACGAGUCCACAAGAAACGGAAAAUAGUUCGAGUAACAACGUUGAAAACGGUGAUAAUAUGCAGAAACAGAGGGUACGCAGGGUUGCAUGCACCUGUCCCAACUGCCAAGAAGGAGAAAGACACUCUGAUAGGAAGAAACAACAUAUCUGUCACAUACCAGGUUGUAACAAGGUUUAUGGAAAGACUUCACACCUGAGGGCGCAUUUAAGGUGGCAUACCGGCGAAAGGCCAUUUGUUUGUAAUUGGUUGUUUUGCGGGAAAAGGUUCACCAGAUCGGAUGAGUUGCAGAGGCAUAGGAGAACACAUACAGGUGAAAAAAGAUUCCAGUGCAUGGAGUGCAACAAGAAGUUUAUGAGGUCUGAUCACCUCUCGAAACACCUUAAAACCCACCAGAAGCAGAGGAUAACGCAAAAUGGAGAAAUUCGUGAAGGUACGCCAGCUGAUGAUACGGAAGAAGAGGAGUGGAAACAAGAAAUAGAUGACCCCCAAAAACCUAUAUGGAUAACAGAUGACAAGAGCAAUGUGAAAUAUGCUGUAACCAGGGUACCUUUCGAACAGCAGGAGGCUGCGACAUCUACCCAGUCGAUAUCAUCGGAUAGCUCUAGUAAUGAAGAAAAAAUGAUGAUCACUUUGAGUUCCGAACCAGAUGAAUUAAUUAUAGCGGAUCCUUUAGAUAGUUGAGUAUCUAUUUAUAUAAUGUCCCGUUGAAAAAUGUUAUUGAAAUUAUAUUUUUACAAUUA